AUGCCCCUCUAUCCUGUUUCUCUUUACGAUUCUGGUGAAGGUCUUCCAUAUGCUCCGGAAGAUUGGCCUUAUCCUGGUGAUAAGUGGAGCUGGAAGGUUGGGGGACGAAUUGCUGCUUCUGGAUAUUUUUUGGAUAGAUACAUGUAUACCCCCGCGCGUCUCAGGGAGGGCGGACGUAAAACUGGUUUUGCAAGCAAACUCUCUCUUGAACAGUAUAUCCGAAAAAACUUCCCUGAUGCAGAUGUUAACGCAUUUUUUGCAUCAUUUAGUUGGAAGAUUCCUUCAAAAUCAUGCAUGAAAGAUGAUAUAGAGCUGUUCACACCUCCCAGGGAAACUGCAGAACAUUCAGGUUCCGACUCUCAGUUUGAUGGCGUGUGUUGUAAGGCUGGUAACAGAGUGUGCAAAAGUUUAUCUGCAACAGAGGAUUCUGUUUCAGAUGUCAUGUUUUGUGAUAUUUGCUGCAGUGAACCUGGCUUCUGCAGGGAUUGUUGUUGUAUUCUUUGUUGUAAGACUAUCAAAAUGGCCUUUGGAGGCUAUAGUUACAUUAGAUGUGAAGCUAAACUAGACGGCUAUGUUUGUGGACACAGUGCACAUAUAGAGUGUGCUCUACGAGCUUACAUGGCUGGGACAGUCGGAGGAAGCAUUGGUUUGGAAACUGAGUACUAUUGCCGUCGAUGUGAUUCAAGGACAGAUCUCGUUUUGCAUGUUGAAAGGCUUCUACAAACGUGCAAAUCAGUUAAUUCUCGGGAUGACAUUGAGAAGAUUCUGAAUGUUGGUAUUUGUGUUUUACGUGGAACGGAGAAAACAAAUGGAAAGCAGUUGCUGCGUCAUAUUGAGAUGGCCAUGGAAAAGCUUAGGAAUGGAACUGACCUUGAGGAUGUUUGGAAGAAGGAAGACACUGCAGUUACUGAAGUAGGACUGUCUCUAAAUGGCACAUGUGCAUUUGGAUUCCGAAAUUAUGAGGAGCCACUUGAUCACAAAGUUGGAUCGCCUCAGCCUUUAUCGUCGACGUUUGAUCAUCGUGUUGAAUCACUAAAACUUGAGGAUGAGAUUGAUCAAAUUCUGCAUGCACUAAGGAAGUCGCAGGAUUUUGAAUAUAGACUUGCGGAGGAAAGGCUUUUUGCUCAUAAGAACUAUAUCCUUAAUCUUUACCAACAGCUUGAUAAGGAAAGGUCUGACCUCUCAAGACACACAUCAUUGAAGGAUCCAAAUACCACCGUACUUGAUGCUGUCCAGAGCAGGAUCGACCAGAUAAAGCAGGAAGUGUCCAAACUAAAGGACAUGGAAGAAGCGAAGAAGGGAUUUGGAAGAGUUUCCAAAUAUAUUCUCAAGGAACAUUUUGGUCUAGAAAUUGAGAGUUGA
This is a messenger RNA of Fraxinus pennsylvanica, 1362 nucleotides long. NCBI's taxonomy places the organism in Eukaryota, Viridiplantae, Streptophyta, Magnoliopsida, Lamiales, Oleaceae. The record is from the annotation of a GenBank genome assembly.